AUGUGGCGGACGAACAAGAUCUUCAUCACGCGCAACACCCACGCCGCCCGGGCGGGUGGGGCACAGGAGCUGGCCGACGAUGGAGUCCCGCGAUCUGACAUCGCCGACUUGGGCCACUGGGCGCUCGACAAGCUUGCGAAGAGCUACAUCACGACCAUCCCGAAGGCCGCGGUGUUAAGAAAGGCCGGCUACACGGGCAAGUGCGGCGACUACCACCUCGGCCGCAGCUUGGUGACGCCCGACCCCAAGGUGGUGGCCCUCAUCGCCCAGCAUAUCUUUCCCUGGGCUGAAGCGGAACUGGACAAGGCGGUAAGGUGCGCCACCGCGAGAGAGCCCAACACAGCCGGGGUGCACUUCCUGCAAUUGCUCAUCGAGUUCGGCCGCCGAAUCGUCGCCGAGGAUCUGGCGUGCAUGCUGAUGCGCGAACCGUGGCACCCGUACGUCCAGAGUUCCAAGCUCUGCCGCGACCCCGACUUCCAAAAAUGGGCCAAGGACGUCAACCGGGUGGACCUCGAGACCAUCGCCACGCGCCGUACUCCGACCGAGAACCCCCAAGAGGUCGACCAGCUCACCAUGAUGCUGCACCGCCAGAGAGAGGAUGCCGCGAUCGAGAAGCUUGGGAUGCAGAAGCAGCUGGAGGAGAAGGACGCGGAGAUCGCGAGGUUGAUGCAGGCUCUCAAGCUGGCCGAGGCACGGCCGACUGCGCCUGCACCGCCGACCACAAGGCCGAUGACCGCCGCCGAGAAGGCAGCUUCCGUCAAGAUCGAGAAGGAACAGGACGACGACCUGACGUACGAGGUGAACGUCGUGCAUCCCUGGCGCACGUCCAAGACGGUCGAGGCUGCCUGGCGCUGGUGGAACAACCCGUCCAACUUCGACUCGCGUCCCUUGCGCGAACGUUACGACGAGCACAGAUUCCUCGUCAGACACACGCGCAUGAUCUGCAAGGUCGAAAAGGGCGACAAACCCGCAGCGUCGGCGAAGUCGGCGAAGAGCUCCCGUCCUACGACCGAGGUGGGUGAGACGGGGAAAAACGAUGCGCUGCAGCACUGCACUCGCCGGAUGAGGCGGAUCAUGGAAGCGGUGCACGACUUGCGGCGGAGCGACGACGCCGCUGACACCGCCGCCGUCAUCAAGCUACUCGACCAUCUGGGGCGAGCGGGGCUUUCCACUUUCAGCGACGCGCUCUUGGUCCUCCGUGCAACCCCGCCCAUCAAGGUCCCCACCACAGCCGACGGAAAGUCGGUCGGCAUCAAGGGUCUGGACAAGCCGCUGGCGAGGAAGCUCGCCGUUGCGUGGGGCGUGGUCACGGCGGGCUACAUGGACGCUGACUAG
This is a messenger RNA of Closterium sp. Naga37s-1, 1335 nucleotides long. Lineage: Eukaryota; Viridiplantae; Streptophyta; Zygnematophyceae; Desmidiales; Closteriaceae. The record is from the annotation of a GenBank genome assembly.